GCAUCGGAGAGGGAAUCUCGCGAGGAGAUCGCUGAAACGAGGGGAGGGAGAGGUAUAAAUAAAGUCGAGGAAACUGGGGUACCGGUUCGUAGGCGGUGAUGGGCGGCAACGGAUUCCUACAGGAAACCCGCCCCAGCAGACCAAGCCCCUUUUUUGCCCGGGGGCUCGUCCUGGGACGCGGUGCUCUUCCCUACCACAUGCAUAUCCCCGUCUGAUCGAGACCGAGUCGUUCGACCGGUCGGCAGUCUGUCACGGGGCGAAGAACGGGAACCACACACACGGUUAACCCCGGACACCUCUUCCACGGGACGACUUUUUUACCCCGAGCGACGGAGAAGCUCCGCGCGAGAGUAUAUCAUAGUAUAUAUCGGUACCGUGAUCAAUCUCGAGUGCACAGUGCGCGAACGGAGAAGAAGCUCGAACGAGGGAAAAGAGACGAGAGACUUUGGUUCCGUGUGAUUUUGAACCCGCGGUGUGCCAGAUCCCGCGGGAUCACCCUCGAAGUCGGGCGUCGAGAUGCUGACCGACAUGACACCGGCAGCGGCUGGUCAUCAACUCUAUCCCCAGCUACAGUCGAUCGCGAAGUCGCCGGUGCACGGUCACGUGGAUCAUCCGGGACUACGAGGCACGCCUCUCGCCAUGCUGGCGGCACAGUGCAACAAGCUGAGCAGCAAGAGUCCGCCGCCACUAGCGGACGCGGCGGUAGGCAAGGGUUUCCAUCCUUGGAAAAAGAGCCCGCAGAGCAGCGGAAGUUCGCCGCAGCAUAGCAGCGGCGGCGGCGGCGGCGGAGGCGGCGGCGGCAGCGGCGGGUGCACAACGACGGGAGUGAGCCAGAGACCGGCGGCAACGAGCAGCGCCGGUAGCACGACCGGAGGUUACGCCAGAGCGCCGGUGACAUCGUGCGCCUCGACCGCGCCGCAAUACGGUAGCGAGUUGUACUUUCCGGGAACGGCGAGCGCGCAACCGGCCGGCGAUCCUCAUCAUCAUCAGAGCAGCCUCCUAGGGAAGGUCGAGGGCGCGACCUUGGGCUCGGUAUACGGCAGGCAUCCGUACGAGUCGUGGCCGUUCAACGCGAUGCCGGGCGCGACUCACAGCGGGAUCAAAACGGGCGACGGUUGGUGGGACGUGCACGGGGCCGCGACCGCCGGCGGAUGGUUGGACGUGAGCGGUACCGUCGGCGUCGGCGUCCACGCGGCGCAAAUGGCCAAUUACUCGGCCGACUACUCGACGAGUCUCGCUCUGGCCGGCAAUCACUUGCUGACGACGGCUACGACCGCCGGGCACAAUCUCCUACAAGACACGUACAAAUCUAUGCUACCGGGCGGACCGCCCGGAUUCGGGCUCCAUCAUCACGCGGCCGCGACGGCUGGCGCCGGCGCCGGAAGUCCACAGGGCGGCGGCGGUGGCGGCGGAGUCGGGGGCGCCGGCGUCAGUCAAGCGCCCUCGCCACGCUCGCAGAGACGUUACACCGGUCGCGCCACGUGCGAUUGUCCGAAUUGUCAAGAAGCCGAGAGGCUCGGUCCCGCCGGCGUGCACCUCAGGAAGAAGAACAUCCAUAGCUGCCACAUACCGGGUUGCGGCAAGGUCUACGGGAAAACGUCGCAUCUGAAGGCCCACUUACGGUGGCACACUGCGGCACCUUCGAACCCACACCGGCGAAAAGAGAUUCGCCUGCCCGGUCUGCAACAAGCGGUUCAUGCGCAGCGACCAUCUCGCGAAGCACGUCAAGACCCACAGCAGCAGCAGCAGCAGCAGCGGCAGCAAGGGCAAGGGGGGAGCGGGGAGCUCGUCGGCCGAGUCCUGCUCCGACAGCGAGGACAACGGGAGUCAGCAGAGUCCCACUUCCAGCUCGGUGCCGCAGCAGCAGCCGCAGCCGCCGCCGCCGCAGCCGGCGGCCCAGCAGCAACAGCAGCUGGCGGCAGCGGCGGCGGCGGCAGCGGCGGUGGCGGCGGCGGCGGUGGCGGCGGGCCAGGACACCACCACAUCCCCCCAGAACACCACCACCACUCUCGGCCAUCAGCCGACAACACCCAUGACCCCAAUACAGAUGACCCCGCCGCCUCUGACCCCACACCAUCCCCACCACCCGCAUCUCCCACCUCUAAUGCACCAUCCUCAUCAUCACGCAACCUCCGUCCCGGCGGCGGCCCACCAUCCGCACGCGGGGAUGAGCAUGCACUGAGCCCGGUGGGGCCCGGAGCCGGUGCCUGCAGUACCGCUGCCGCAACGGCCCUGGGCUCCCCCUUAUCAUCCUACCCCCUCAAUCUGAACCUAAUGCAGAAUCACGCGACCAUUAAUCCAUCGGCAAUCGCCCAUCAUCACCAUCAGCAGCAACAGCACCAAAACCACCAUCACCACCACCAUCAUCACCACCACCAAUCGCACCAACAACAACAGCAUCCGCGACAAAACAAUUCCUACUCUGUCUCUGUGCAACAAAAUCCUGGCACGCCGGGGACCGCGCAGACUCCCUCACCCUCGUCCCCAGCGCCUGUACAUAGUCUCUAAGUACGUUUACGAGCGCACCGACAACCACCGCACGUCCGUCCGGCCGCGCGUUUUCAUACACGCGGGCACGAAUAAUAUACACACGUAGACACGAAGAUAUACACGACAUCUCUGGCUCCCCGUCCUGCUUCCGAAUAUGGAAAAUGGUCCCUCCCCCCACGCACACGCGACUUUUCAGGAUUUUUUUUUUUUAAUUGUACAUAAUAUAUAUAU
Messenger RNA from Nylanderia fulva, 2721 nucleotides. Lineage: Eukaryota; Metazoa; Arthropoda; Insecta; Hymenoptera; Formicidae. The record is from RefSeq and is a predicted model, not a curated record.